Messenger RNA from Pseudoliparis swirei, 2840 nucleotides. It is a transcript of the gene nucleolin, whose product is annotated as nucleolin. The transcript is spliced from 16 exons. The record is from RefSeq and is a predicted model, not a curated record. Gene Ontology annotation, molecular function: RNA binding. Lineage: Eukaryota; Metazoa; Chordata; Actinopteri; Perciformes; Liparidae. The coding region runs from base 111 to 2243 and encodes 710 amino acids.
UGCCCAAUGUCCCACCGAGUAGGCUGAGCCACGUGUACGCGUUAAGCAAUUUCCUUACUUGUUCUCAAACGUCCAGUUAUUUGUGUUUGAUCUAAACACACAUCAGCACCAUGGUGAAAUUAGCAAAGGCAGCAAACAAGCAGGCAACUCAGAAGAAAAAAGCCCCUCCACCCCCCAAAGAAGUGGAGGAGGAAUCUAGUGAAGAGGAGAGCAGUGAGGAAGACGUGACUCCACCUCCUAAAGUGGUGAAGAAAGCUACACCAGCUAAAGCUACCCCAGCGAAAGCUACCCCAGCGAAAGCCACACCAGCGAGAGCUACCCCAGCGAAAGCUACCCCCGUCGUUAAAAAUGGUGCUGCCGCCAAAAAAGCAGAAAGUGAGGAGGAUGGUGAUUCUGAUGAGGAGUCAGAGGAAGAAACUCCACCACCAAAAAAGACUCCUGCAAAGGGUAAACCAGCCAAGGCAGCUCCUGCAAAGGUAGAGGAGUCAGAUGACGAAGAUGAGGACGAUGAUGAAUCUGAAGAAGAGGCUCCACCACCCAAGAAAGCAGCUAAACCUGCAGCCAAGGCCCCAGUGAAGGCUAAACCGGCAAAGGAAUCCUCUGAGGAAGAUGAAUCUGAAGAAGAGGCCCCACCUCCUAAGAAGAAGGCCACUCCAGCCAAACCAGCUGCCAAAAAAGCUGCAAAGGCGGCCAAAGAGGAAUCUGACGACGAUGAUGAUGAUGAAGAUGAAUCUGAGGAAGAAAUGGACACCACUCCUGCGCCAGCAAAGGCGAAGAAAGCAGGCAUGGUCAAGGCCAAGGAAGACUCUGAGGAGGAGGAGGAAGAUGACGAUGAGGAGGAGGAGGAUGAUGACGACGAUGAUGAUGAAGAGGAAGCCCCUGUAAUAUCUGGAAAGAGGAAGGCUGAUAACAAGAAGGACUCCCCUGCUGCAAAGAAAGCAAAGGCAGAAGGCGAAGGGUUCUGUCUAUUUGUUGGAAAUUUGAACUCCAACAAAGACUUUGAUGAAAUCAAAGACGCCAUGAAGAAAUUCUUCACUAAGAACGGCCUUGAGGUCGUUGAUGUCCGGUUGGGUGGAUCGAAGAAAUUUGGUUAUGUGGAAUUUUCAUCUGAGGAGGACAUGCAGAAAGCAAUGGAGCUCAAUGGCAAGAAGUUCAUGGGUCAGGAGUUGAAGUUGGACAGGGCCCGAAGCAAGGAUAGCUCACAGGAAGGCAAGAAAGAGAGGGAUGCACGGACCCUGUUUGUGAAAAACCUUCCUUUCUCUGCCACGGCUGAAGACUUGAAGGAAGUCUUUGAAGAUGCCGUGGAUGUCAGGUUACCUCCAGGCCAGAACGGUUCAAAUAGGGGCAUUGCCUACAUCGAGUUCAAAACUGAGGCUGAAGCAGAGAAGAUGCUGGAAGAGGCUCAGGGAGCUGAUGUACAGGGGAGGUCCAUCAUGGUUGACUACGUUGGAGAUAAGAGCCAGAAGGGGCCCACAACACCAGUGGCAGGAGCAGCCAGUAAAACCCUUGUGGUGAAUAAUCUAUCCUUCACUGCCACCGAGGAAGCUCUACAAGCCACAUUUGAGAAGGCUGUCUCCAUUAGGAUUCCACAGAGAGAUGGCAGACCUAAAGGUUUUGCUUUUCUAGAGUUUGAGACUACAGAGGAGGCUACCGAUGCUCUGGAAAACCUCAACAACACAGAUAUUGAUGGCCGGUCGGUCCGACUGGAGUACAGUCAGAACAGUGGCAGAGACGGGGCCAGAGGAAACGCGGGUCCAACAAAAACCCUCUUUGUCAAGGGUCUCUCCGAGGACACUGUCGAUCAGACCCUCAAGGAUGCGUUUGAUGGCGCUGCAGCAGCCAGAAUAGUCACAGACAGAGAGACGGGGUCAUCAAAAGGUUUUGGUUUUGUGGACUUUAACAGUGAGGAUGACUGCAAGGCAGCCAAGGAGGCCAUGGAUGACGGUGAAAUUGAUGGCAGAAAGGUAACCCUGGACUAUGCCAGGCCCAAGGGUGAAAGUGGCUUCCGUGGAGGUCGCGGCGGCGGUGGAUUUGGCGGAGGGGGCCGUGGCGGCAGAGGAGGUCGCGGCGGCUUCGGUGGCGGAGGCUUCGGUGGUCGUGGUGGCGGCGGCGGCGGCGGCAGAGGAAGAGGAGCUCCCCGUGGAGGUGGAGGACGUGGUGGGCGUGGUAGCUUUGGAGGUGGAAGAGGAGGCGGUGGAUUUGGAGCCAAACCCCAGGGGAAGAAAACUAAGUUUGAUGACUAAAUCCAUAGUCUAUUUUACUUUUUGAAUGGACUCUGGUUUCAUCACUUUUCAGAGCUUUUGGACAUUCCAGAAAGCGUCAUUGAUAUAUAUUUAAUUGUUAACGGGUAUUUUAGCCCUUUAUUUAGAACCCUCAAACCUUUCCCCACCCUUGUGUGCCAUAAUGGUACUUUUGACCUUCUCAGCGUCAGAGCUUUGUGAGUACUGAAUGUCCCGAAUGCAAACAUGCGCCUCUCGCCCUCAUUAUCUUACUUGUUUUUCCGAAGGAGUAAAAUGGAACGGGUCUGGCAAACAAGUUUGCUGUGAAAAAUACGCUCGUCUUUGUCAGAUACAUUGUGUAAAUUUCAACAGUUUGUAUGAUUUCAUUUUACCUUUUGUAAAAAACAAAACAAAAAAGUUUCACUUGUAUCCAUAUGUUUUUUAUUUUGGCAUUUAGUUUGCUUUUGUUGCCACGUUUUACUGUAAUGUGCAAAAGCAUAUUUUGAUAGCAGAUUUGAGUCGGUUCUCAAGAGUUGGUUAAGAAAAAUGGCAACAGUGUUCUGUUGAGUCAGAGGAUGGAAUGCCUCUGGCUUGUCUUUGUAACAUAAAAUAUUUGUAGUG